AUGCUGGACUGGAUGAAGGGAAAUGAGCAAGGCACUCAUGCUACAGAUGACUCUAAGCUGUUAGAACCUCCUGAGACCCCAGGCCAUGUCUUUGCGAUCCGCGCCUUCAAGAGCGCCCUAUUUGGAACGCCGGGGGCAGAGGAUGACCAAAAACACGCGUCUAAAAAACAACACGAUCACCAAAGAAGCAAAAGCGACACGAUAAAAUUAGCGCCAACGGACAUCAAGAUAGACACGAAUUCAGCUAGUGAGGACGCGACUUGCAACCCGGGGUCCCCUACAAAAAGCAUACUGGUCACACCUGGGACCGCGUUGCGCCGCAAGACGGUGUCCUUUGGCGAAAGCGUUAUCGACAAUGAGGGUAAGCGCCCUGGCUCGGCCAGUAAGCCAGCUAAAACCCCGCCAAAUCCUUCCGGGACUCUCAGUACGCAAUGGAUGUCUGGAUCCUCCGAUGGGAGCGGUAAACCGAGGAGCAAACUCACUCAAACACUCAUGAAUGCACGCGAUAACGCGUCCAAAAACUCCACAUCCACCAAGUCCAAUGACAGCACGGGAGAAGCAAAGUCCGACAUUGCUUCAGGGUCGAAGGAUAUCAUGGAUAACGAGGACCUCACCAUCAAUCUUGAGGAUCCGCACUCCGAGUCCGGCAAGUACUGGAAAACGGAAUUCGACAAUUACCGUGUGAGGACGAACCGAGAAAUCAAGAAACUGAUCCAUUACCGGAGCAUUGCCAAAUCCUAUGCUCGCAAGAAGGAUUCAGAAGCUAUGCGGCUGGCCGACAAGCUAAAGGAAGAAGAGGAGAAAGUUGCUGAGAUGGAAAGGCAGGUAUCACGCCUUGCUUCUUCCAUGGUCGGGGAGGGGUCAAUCGACGAUAAAGAACAUUUGGUCCAGGAUCUGACCAAACAGACUGCUCUUGCGUUACAGUACAAGCAGCAGGCUACCUCGCUGCGUAAAGCAUUGGAACGACAUGACAUCGUGAGCGACGCGGCAACUAGCGCGCAAACGAAGAAAGACUCGCCUUCAGAAGCCCCGACGGACGAACUUCUCAGAACACAACAGGAACUGAAGCAAGCCAAUGCUAAGAUCGAGGAAAUGCAACGCCAGCAGAGCCAACUGAGCACACUCCGAAAUCUCGCGCAGAGCUCAGAGAAGAAGGCCGAAACCCUUGAGCAAGAGAACAACUCCCUAAAACAAACGCUCGCCCGAGUGAAGCAGGAGAUGUCCCGAUACGAAGGACGACGGAAGGAUAAGGAAACACGGCUGAAGCAGAGAGAAGCCAGACUGGAGCAGCGGAUCCAGGAAUACAGAGAAAGGCUUAAGACGGUCUCUCAAGAGCAUCGGGCCUCGAUGGAAAAUCUAAGAAAUACCUCCGAGACAGAGCGUCGCCACCUGCAAAAACAGAUCGACCUGCUGAAACUACGACUUGGUUCCACUGAACGAUUUCCAGCUCUACCUUCUACCGAGCGGGAAUUCUUGAGUCCUCGUAAAGGCUACACCGGCGUGCAAGUCUUCGACUUCGCCGAUGAUCAUACAGGCCAAGAUCUCGAGGACCCAGAGGAACCGACUGAAGACAUCGAGUCACCGCCAAGUCCAAGUCCUCGCUCGAAAGUACGCAACUCGCGACCUGCCUUGCGCAGCGCCACAUUGGGCACGAGGUUUAAUACGCUCGAUAUGGGCGCAGAAGAUGACGAGGUCACGCAUUAUCUGAAUGAGAUCCUAACGAAACCACGGCACGAGUCAAACAAUGCUGCUGCCUCAGACGAAGUACCUCCAUCCUCGCCUCCUGAUAUCCCAACCCUGAGGUCACUGAAUCGCACAUUCUCAAGACGCCGACUCGGCGAUGGCCAGCGAAGUUAUCGGAAUCUCAAUCUUCCGGACGAUGACACUCGCCUCAGCAACCGACAAGCACAGCGCGAACGAACGCACAUCAAAUCUACCCUUGAUUCAAUCUCGAGCCUUCCAUAUCGCAGCCGGUAUUCGGGGAAUACCGUUUCAGCAGGCGAGCGCGUGGGUAAGCGCUAUGAAUUGGCUGAUAUGAAGCGUGAGGCUCUCAGUCCUGAACGAAUUGCCGCUGCCAAAUCACGGCUCAGGCAGAAGGGGAAUCGCAGGAUGAAAGCUUCUGGAAAGGAAAAUGUAUGA
Penicillium bovifimosum is the source of this 2139-nucleotide messenger RNA. RefSeq lists its product as uncharacterized. NCBI's taxonomy places the organism in Eukaryota, Fungi, Ascomycota, Eurotiomycetes, Eurotiales, Aspergillaceae. The record is from RefSeq and is a predicted model, not a curated record. The transcript has 2 exons. Bases 1 to 2139 code for a protein of 712 amino acids.